This is a messenger RNA of Dracunculus medinensis (Guinea worm), 726 nucleotides long. The record is from the annotation of a GenBank genome assembly. Lineage: Eukaryota; Metazoa; Nematoda; Chromadorea; Rhabditida; Dracunculidae.
AUGAGCUUAAUCGACUUAUCACUCGAUGAAAUAAUUGCCCGAAAUAAAAGUACAAUUAAGAAUAGUGGUCGUUUGAUGAGUUUAAACGAUGAAACGAUUAACGAUAAAAACCGAGAAAUCCGACGGCGAGGUCGUGGAUUUACCAAGCAGUUUGCUUCAAUUGAUUCAGCUUUUACAAAAUCACAGAAUGUUCCACUAGGAAAAUGGGAUCACAGUGGUUUUGAAGAAUUAUAUGGAACAAGAAACUUUUCGGAGCCGGAAUUAUUGAAAAUUGGUGGUCGCUUAUUUGAUCGACGCGCUCUAUCGCGGAAAGAGCUUCUCGAAGAUUAUCCUAUAGAAUCUGCAAAUGUAUAUUAUGAUGAAUUUGGUGAAUCAACUGGAACAGCGGAUGUUGUCACAGAUCGAGCAUCUGCGGAAGAAAUUCAAUUAAACUAUUCAGGUGUUUCUGUUGAUGGUUCGACAAUGCAUAUGUAUUUAAUUGAUGAAAAUUCAACUAUUGCACCUUCUAUUAUGCCAAGUAUUAAAAAGCGUUUAAUCCUUCCAAGAGCUACUCAAUCACGUAAAACGAUUGUACAUAAACGUCUCCCACCACGAAACAAGAAUUUCUCGAAUCGUCGUCGUUUAGAAAGGAAUGAAGGUAAGCGAAGACAAAUGACAGAUGCUGAACUAGAUAAGGAAUUGGAAGAGUAUAUGAAAAAGAAGUCUUCUAAUGCGAUGGAAGCAUAA